Molecule: messenger RNA, 2073 nt
Organism: Caenorhabditis remanei
Lineage: Eukaryota; Metazoa; Nematoda; Chromadorea; Rhabditida; Rhabditidae
Exons: 11
Coding region: 1-2073 (690 amino acids)
Biological process (GO): regulation of organelle assembly; positive regulation of early endosome to late endosome transport; regulation of gliogenesis
Cellular component (GO): plasma membrane; adherens junction; apical part of cell
Molecular function (GO): cell adhesion molecule binding; actin binding
Source: RefSeq, a predicted model, not a curated record
AUGGGUGGAUUUUCGAUAUUCUCUCGAAAUACGAAGCCAAUAUAUGCGAAAGUGAGUACGAUGGAUGCAGAUUUAGAGAAGAUUGUAAUCGAGAAAACAUGGACUGGAAGACAUUUAUUCGAAGCAGUUUGUCGAAUUAUUGGACUACGAGAAACGUGGUAUUUCGGAUUACAGUAUACGAAUAAGAAGAAUAUUCCGUGUUGGUUGCAGAAUGAUAAAACGAUCUGUGGCCAAGACGUGCAAAAAGAUCCCUCUGAUGCAAGUUUCCAUUUUCUCUUCCUUGUAAAAUUCUAUCCAGAAGACGUCGAACCGGAGAUUAUUCUAGAUGUCACUCGACAUUUGUUUUUUCUUCAAAUUCGAGAAGCAAUUCUUUCGAUGAAUUUAUACUGUUCGCCAGAGGCAUCUGUGUUGUUGGCAAGUUUUGCAGUGCAGGCGAUGCACGGCGACUGUACAGAAGAAGUCGGACCCAUCGAUCUGGAUAAGCACUUACCAAAAAGUGUGAUAGAUCAGUAUGAUAUGAGUGCAGAUAUGUGGAGAGAUCGAAUUAAAAGAUGGUGGUCUCGAAAUGCAGGACAAUCAAGAGAGGAAGCGGAGUUGGAGUAUUUGAGGGUGGCUCAGGAUCUCGAAAUGUAUGGAAUACUCUAUUAUCCCAUUUGCAACAACAAAGAAACAGACCUACAUCUUGGAAUAUCAGCACAAGGAUUGGGGAUUUACAAGGGUGUCAAUCGGAUAACACCUCGACCGUUUUUCAGUUGGAGUGAGAUCAAAAAUAUUCAAUUUAAGAAUAAAAAGUUCCACAUGAAAACCGUCGACAAAUCGACAAUAUCUUUCCGAUCACGAGAGACAUCGAUCGAUUCUUCAAUUCUUGAUUUAUGUAUUGGAACUCAUAAUCUAUAUUUGAGAAGGAGGCAACCAGACACUCUAGAGGUUCAACAAAUGAGAUCACAAGCGAAAGAAGACAAGCAGAGGAGGUCAGCCGAACAAGCGAAGAUGGCAAUUGAAAGGAAGGAGAGGCAACAAAUGGAAAAAGAAUGCAAAGAACUGAAACAACAAGUGGAAUUGAUGACAAUGGAACUCAUGAAAGCGCAGGAAAAUAUACGAAAAGCUGAGGAAGCGAACGAUCAGUUGGCUGAGAAAGCGAGGCAUUCGGAGCAUGAGACUCUCAUGUUGUACAAACAGAAAUCAGAAGUCGAGGCAGAAUGUAAUCGUCUGAGUAUGAACAAUAUGAAGUCAGAAGAAGCUCUACUCCGAAUGGAACGAAAAGCGAGAGAAGCAGAGAUUCUGGCGAAACAAAUGUCAAUGUCAUUGGCUGAUGUGAGUCUCGAUGCGAAUCGAAAAGUGACACAAUACUCAAGUCAGACUGCUCUUGUUAUAGAUCCGAGUUGGCACCAACAACAACCAACACAAUCUGGACAUUCUUCUGGUCAUCCUGGGAUGACUACCACCGGAUCUUACCAUCAAUUACAGUCACUUGAUAGCAACGUCCACCCGCAACAAAUGAUGUCUCGUAGUCUAAACAUGCCAUCAUCCGCCUUCUCCUCCCCGAUUCCAUCCAAUUCCCCACCGAAUCAACAACCUCCACAUCAACAACAUCAGAAUCCUCCCCAACAGACACAGAUUCCACCUUCAGGCAACAAUCCACAUCAUCAUCCACUUCAGACUCAGAAUCAGAACCAUCAGAAUCAGGGAACAGGUGGAGGUGGUGGAGGACAGUCUCAUCCGAAUCAACAGCCACCUUAUUAUGGGAGUGGAUUGAUUGUUCCUCCGCCGGAUCCGUCGAUUAGUCAGAUAUUUGAACAGCAGACGAUUCUGAUAGAGUUGGAGAAAUCGAGAAACGAAUACGAAAAACGAGCUCGGAUAUUUAAAGAGCAUCUCGAAGAGCUCCGAGGUGACAUAGACGGACUGAAACGAGAUGAGAAUGUCCAGCAGAAUGGAAAUAUCCAACAACAACAUCGAGAGCAUGACGCGAUUCAUGCGCAAAACGUGGCACAUGGAUUCGAUAAGUUUACGACGAUGAGAAUGAGUAUGCGAGGAACUCCACGACAACGAGCACAAGCUUUCGACGGCAUGUAA